ACCUCUCAGAGCUCUUAAUAGGUCUUUGAGAUUCAAAGGCUCUGUAUAGUAAUUUAUUAAGGCACUGUCUUCCGGGCUUCCUAUUCAGAAUCACUGGUAUUGAAAAAGGUAAAGAUGCUUGUUUCGUGGCUGGUGGUGGUAUCCUUAUUCUUUGUUGAUGGUCUUUCUUCUUCCUGCGAUUAUGCCUCCACUCGUGAGAAGAAGCUAAAUAUUCUGAACUUGUUGGCCUGUUGGGAUGACGAUAGUAACAACUUCAAUACAGGAUGCUGCUCUUCUGUAAAGGACAAUAAUUACAAAUAUAGGAGCUGCAAAGAAAUCAAGCAGUCUCAUACAAAUGCUGAAGAUGGAAUUUAUACUUUGACAACUAGUCAAGGGGUAUCCUACCAGACAUUCUGUGACAUGACAACAGACGGGGGAGGCUGGACUCUGGUGGCCAGUAUUCAUGAGAACAACAUGUAUGGCAAAUGUACUACUGGAGAUCGCUGGUCCAGCCAGCAGGGAAACAAUAUAAAUAACCCUGAAGGAGAUGGUAACUGGGCCAACUAUGCUACAUUUGGGUUACCAGAUGGAGCAACCAGCGAUGACUACAAGAAUCCAGGCUAUUACGAUAUUUCAGCUGGUGAUGUGCAGUUGUGGCAUGUACCAAACAACACACCAAUGUCCCAGUGGAGGAAAAACUCUCUUCUAAGAUACCGCACAGAGUCUGGCUUUCUCUCUACAGAAGGAGGAAACCUCUUUCAUCUGUAUAAGAAAUAUCCUGUAAGAUAUAAUGCCGGAAGCUGCCCAACAGACAAUGGACCGGCAAUACCAGUUGUCUAUGAUUUUGGAAACGCUGCAAAGACGGCAAAUUAUUUCUCACCAAAUGGAAGAAAUGAGUUUAUCGCGGGCUUUGUUCAAUUCCGAGUGUUUAAUUAUGAAAAAGCAGCAUUAGCACUGUGUCCUGGGAUAAAGGUUACUCAGUGCAACACGGAGCAGCACUGUUUUGGGGGUGGAGGCUAUAUCCCUCAAGGAGAUCCGAAGCAAUGUGGAGACUUUGCCGCCAUUGACUGGGAUGGUUAUGGGACACAUACAGGAUGGAGUUCCAGUAAAGAGAUUACAGAAUCGUCUGUUCUAAUCUUUUACCAAUGAUAUGUCCAAUGCAUUGUUUUAUUAGUGGUACACUACAUUAUAAAUAGGGGAUUAGGGGAACAGAGUGACACAACAAGGCAAUGCGGACAGAAUGAUACAGAGCUAGGAGGACAAAGGGUAACCCUUUGUCACUCUGUCCCCUUUACCCUUUUUCUCUCUGUCCCUCCUAUCCAUGUGUCGCUCUGUCCUCUUAACCCCCAUAGCAGCAUUUAGUGGAACAGAGUGACAGGGUUGGGGGUCGAGGGAGCUGCCUGUGCCGCCUCGUGGUAGCACUAGCCCCCUGCAAUGAAUAACAGUAAACAUUUGGUAAAUUAUUCUAUAUGCACCCCAUUGUAUUGUUAGUGACAAUUGUAUAUCCUUUUUUAAGUUCAAUAAAACUUUGCAUGGUACAAUAA
This is a messenger RNA of Pelobates fuscus (common spadefoot toad), 1523 nucleotides long. Its product is annotated as intelectin-1-like. Gene Ontology annotation, molecular function: oligosaccharide binding. Bases 115 to 1128 code for a protein of 337 amino acids. NCBI's taxonomy places the organism in Eukaryota, Metazoa, Chordata, Amphibia, Anura, Pelobatidae. The transcript is spliced from 8 exons. The record is from RefSeq and is a predicted model, not a curated record.